Messenger RNA from Balaenoptera acutorostrata (minke whale), 4175 nucleotides. RefSeq lists its product as uncharacterized. NCBI's taxonomy places the organism in Eukaryota, Metazoa, Chordata, Mammalia, Artiodactyla, Balaenopteridae. The record is from RefSeq and is a predicted model, not a curated record. Gene Ontology annotation, biological process: regulation of DNA-templated transcription.
UACGGCGCGCCGCUUGCCGAAGCCUGUGGAGCUGUGGGAACAGCCCAGAAUGCCUUCUGCUAAGCGGAGCAGACGCUAAGCCAAUGAACACUGGAUAAUGGGGGGUGUGUUUGGACCACAGGCUUGGGGCGGGACUUCCGGCAUCGCUCAGGUAGCGGCUGUUUCGUCUGCUGUUGCGUCUGUCCGCUCCAUCACAGCUUCAAGAAUGCGGUGUUGGGCCCAAGGUGAUGAGAGCGGUAAGGCUCGAACGGAAAAGUUGUCCCUUCCCAACUGCACAGCGACAUAUCUGAAGGUCAGCGGUGGUGGAUAACAGCUGUGCCCUCGUCCCUAUGCUUCUCCACCGCCCCUUACGACCCCGCUCGACCACACCUGCGAUGGCGGUCGCCGCAUGGAGGGACCCAGCUCAGGCCUGUGUGACCUUUGAAGACGUGGCCAUUUACUUCUCCCAGGAGGAGUGGGGGCUCCUUGAUGAGGCACAGAGGUUCCUGUACCAUGAUGUGAUGCUGGAGAACUUUACACUUACAACAUCCCUGGAUUGUCAGUGUGGAGGAGAGGAUGAGGAGAUCCCUUCUGAGCAGAGUGUUUCUGGAGGAGAAUCACAAGUCAGGACUUCUCAGUCAGUUCCAUCGACCCAGAAGACUCAUCCCUGUGAGAAGUGUGUCUCAGUCUUGAAAGACAUUUUGCAGCUGACUGAGCUCCAGGCAGCAUAUCUUGGGCAGAAACCAUACUUUGGUGGGGGGUCCAGCGGCUUCUGGUUGAAUGCAAGCCUUCACCAGUAUCAGGAGCAUGGCAAUGGAGAGAAAAACUUUAAAAUGGACGUGGACAGGGCCUCAAUUGUGACGAGCUGCAGACUCCAUGUGUCAGGGAAGCCCUUCCCCUGUGGGGAGGAUGGAAAAGACUUCCUAGCUACCUUGGGCCUUCAUCAGCACCAGACCACUCCCAACAGUGAGAAGCCACACAGCAGCAUUGAGUCUGGGGAGGCCUUAAACAAUGGAAAAAGUCAUAACAAGUGGAUUGAAUGCAGGAAAGUUUUUGGCAACACUCAUAUACUUCACCACCAGAGAGUCUGCACUGGAGAAAGUCUUGAUGAGUGUAGCAAAUGCAAAUACAGAUUUGUUCAGCACCAGCAAAUUCACGUUGGAGAAAGGCCUUAUGAGUGUAGUGAAUGUGGGAAAUUCUUUAGCCGUAAAACCCACCUCAUUCGACACUGGAGGGUUCACACAGGAGCAAAGCCUUAUGAGUGCAGUGAAUGUGGGAGGUCUUUUAGCCAGAAAUCUGACCUCAUUCAACACCAAAGAGUUCACACUGGAGAAAGGCCUUAUGAGUGCAGUCAAUGUGGGAAAUCUUUUAUCCAGAAAUCCAUCCUCAUUAAACACCAGAGAGUUCACACUAAUGAAAGGCCUUAUAAAUGCGAUGAAUGUGGGAAAUCGUUUAGCCAAAGUUCUGGCCUCCUUCGACACAAGAGCGCUCACACUAGAGCAAGACCUUAUGAGUGCAGUGAAUGUGGGAAAGCCUUUAACUGUAAAACCCACCUCGUUCGACACUGGAGAGCUCACACUGGAGUUAGGCCUUAUGAGUGCAGUGAAUGCAGAAAAUCUUUUAGUGAGAAAUCUGUCCUCAUUCAACACCAAAGAGUUCACACUGGAGAAAAGCCUUAUGAGUGCAGUGGAUGUGGGAAAGCCUUUAGCCAGAAAUCUGUCCUCAUUCAGCACCAAAGAGUUCACACAGGAGAAAGGCCGUAUGAGUGCAGUGAAUGUGGGAAAUCCUUUAGCCGCAAAACCCACCUCAUUCGACACCGGACGGUGCACAAUGGAGCAAGACCUUUUGAUUGCAGUGAAUGUGGGAGAUCCUUUACUCAGAGCUCUGGUCUCCUUCGACACAGGAGAGCUCAUGCAGUGAGUAUAGGAAAUCCUUUACCUGCAAAUCUGACGUUGGUCAACACCAAAGAGUUCACACUGGAAAAAGGUCUUGCACAUGCAGUGAAUGUGCUUUUUUCUUACUUAGCAUCAUUGUAUUGGACGAAAGUCUCUGUGAGGAACCAUCUGCGUGAAUUGAAUCUCGCGUCAGGAUAUCCACAGACUAGGGAUACAUUGCCAAACUGUAAUCUAAAAUGUUUGUGUUUUUUUGCAUUCCCACCAGCAGUGUGUGAGACUUCUAAUUCCUUCACACCAUUGUCAAUACCUGUUCCGGAGCGCUCCGUGGGGGCUGAGAUGACUGAAAUAAGGAGGUCCGAGUGGAGGUGUCCCCGUUGCACAGAGGCGGGUCUGAGGUUCGGCGACACAGCCCGGGGUGUCCCGCAUCAAACCCUGGAUAGGGCCGGCCGUGGCUGGGUCCCCUCUGUUCUCCCGCCCCUACCGGCCCAGCUCCGCCCACAGAGUCCGAUGGCGAUGGCGGCGCUAAGGGACCCGCCUCAGGGCAGUGUGACUUUGGAGGACGUGGCUGUGUACUUCUCCUGGGAGGAAUGGAGUCUCCUUGAUGAGGCUCAGAGACACCUGUACCAUGAUGUGAUGCUGGAGAUCUUUACACUUAUAUCCUCACUGGGUUGUUUGUGUGGCAUAGAGAAUGACAAGGCUCCUUCAGGACAGAGUGUUUCUCAGGAAAGAAUGCCACAAAUCAGGACUCUAAAGCCAGAUCUGUCAACCCAGAAAACUCAUCUCUGUGAGAUGUGUGUUCCUGUCAUGAAGGACGUUUUGUACCUGGCUGAGCAUCAAGGAACGUAUACUGGGCAGAAAUCGUGUACAUGUGUAGCAUGUGGGGAACAAUUCUGUUUCAGGGUGAAUCUUCACCAACACCAGAAGGAGCACAGUGGGGAAAAACCCUGCAGCAAGGGUAUGAACAGGACCUCCUUUUUGAAGAGCUAUGGAAUCUAUUUGUCAGGGAAGCCUUUCACCUGUGGGGAGGGUGGAAAGGACACCGUGGGCCUUUUCCAAUACCAGUCCACUCCCAAAGCGGUACUGAGUAUACACAGCAGUACUGGCUGUGAGGAGGCCUUUCACUGUGGAAAAGGUCCUUACAAGUGUGAUGAAUGUGGGAAAGCCUUCUGCCACAAACGUACACUUGUUCAGCACCAAAGAAUUCACUCUGGAGGACUGUAUGAGUGCAGUGAAUGUGGGAAAACCUUCACUUACAAGCACACAUUUCUUCGGCACAAGACACUUCAUACUGGAGAAAGGCCUUUUGAAUGCAGUGAAUGUGGGAAGGCCUUCAGGUUCAAAUAUAAACUUGUUCAGCACCAGCGUAUUCACACUGGAGAAAGGCCUUAUGAGUGUGCCGAAUGUGGGAAAGCUUUUGGGUGCAAAUCCAAACUUGUUCGGCACCAGAGAAUUCACACUGGAGCAAGGCCUUAUGAGUGUACUGAAUGUGGCAGAUUCUUUAGACAAAGCUCCAGCCUUGUUCAGCAUCAGAGAAUUCACACAGGAGCAAGGCCUUAUGAAUGUGGUGAAUGUGAGAAAUCUUUUAGCCAAAACUCCAGCCUCAUUCAGCACCGCAGAAUUCACACUGGAGAAAGGCCAUAUGAAUGCAGUGAAUGUGGGAAAUCCUUUAGCCAAAGCUCCAGCCUCGUUCAACACCGAAGAGUUCAUACAGGAGCAAGGCCUUAUGAGUGCAGGGAAUGUGGGAAAUCCUUUAGCCAAAGCUUCAGCCUCAUUCUACAUCGGAGAAUUCACACUGGAGAAAGACCUUAUGAAUGCGGUGAAUGUGGAAAAUCUUUUAGCCAAAACUACAGCCUCAUUCAGCACCAUAAACUUCACACUAGAAAAAGGCCACAAGAGUACAGCCAACAUGAGAAAGCCUUCAGUUAACAGUCUGCUCUUAUUCAACACCAAAAUCUCACAACUCAGAUCUAAGUUUUAGUUAUUCAGCUAAUGUGGAAAAAAUACCUUUUGCAUGAGGAAAUCUACAUAAGAUAAUGGCCUUAGACCUUCAGGGAAUGUGCUAUCUCUUUGCUCAGUGUGAUAGCACUAGGGAUCCUCUAUGAGGAGUCAUCUGCCAUGAGUUCCAGGUUUGCCUUGUCCGGAAUGUCAGAGUUGGAAUCAUACAAGUACACUACACGGAAACUGGGCGUGGGCUUCUUAAGAAGAGUGAAGCUCCGCCCCGUCCUCGGAGCCGUGAGGCCCCAGCGUCCCUUGUGGUUCCACGCGAGGGCGUCAACCAGUCGCUGCGGCCGAUGGCUCAGC